AUGCCGACAGUUACUUUGCCGCCGAAAGAGAACGCUCUCUUCAAGAGGAUUUUGCGAUGUUACGAACACAAGCAGUACAGAAACGGGCUCAAGUUCUGCAAACAAAUCCUGUCCAACCCCAAGUUUGCAGAGCAUGGAGAGACCCUGGCAAUGAAGGGACUGACCCUGAACUGUCUGGGGAAGAAGGAGGAGGCCUACGACCUGGUGAGAAGAGGCCUGCGCAAUGACCUCAAGAGCCACGUCUGCUGGCACGUUUACGGCCUACUGCAGCGCUCGGACAAGAAGUAUGACGAAGCCAUCAAGUGUUACCGCAACGCUCUGAAGUGGGACAAGGACAACCUGCAGAUCCUCCGAGACCUGUCCCUGCUGCAGAUCCAGAUGAGAGACCUGGAGGGCUACAGGGAGACACGGUACCAGCUGCUGCAGCUGCGUCCAGCACAGCGGGCCUCUUGGAUCGGCUACGCCAUCGCCUAUCACCUCCUGGAAGACUACGAGAUGGCCGCAAAGAUCAUUGAGGAGUUCCGGAAAACACAACAGACGUCUCCGGACAAAGUAGACUACGAGUACAGCGAGCUGCUGCUGUACCAGAACCAGGUGCUGAGGGAGGCAGGCCUCUACAAGGAGGCCCUGGAGCAUCUGAACAACUAUGAGAAGCAGAUCUGUGACAAACUGGCUGUGGAGGAGACACGAGGAGAGAUCCUGUUGAAGUUGGAGCGUCUCGAUGACGCGACACAAGUCUACCGCCGUCUGCAGGAGAGGAAUCCCGAGAACUGGGCCUAUUACCGAGGCUUGGAAGGUGCCCUGAAGCCAGGCAGUAUAGAAGAGAGACAAAAAAUCUAUGAAGACGCCUGGGAGAAGUUCCCCAAAGGACUGGUUCCUCGCCGGCUCCCCCUUAACUUCCUGUUGGGCGAGAAGUUCAGAGAGUGUCUGGACAGGUAUCUGCGGCUGAACUUCAGUAAGGGCUGCCCGCCCGUCUUCACCACCCUGAAGUCGCUGUACAUCAACAAAGAAAAGGUGGCAAUAAUAGAGGAGUUGGUGGUCGGAUAUGAAACCACAUUAAAGAGCUGUCGAAUGUUCAACCAGAACGAUGACGGUAAAGAGGAACCUCCGACCACGUUGCUCUGGGUACAGUACUUCCUGGCUCAGCAUUACGACAUGAUUGACCAACAGACUCUGGCUCUAGAUUACAUCAACGCCGCCAUCGACAGCACUCCCACGCUCAUCGAGCUCUUCCUCAUCAAAGCCAAGAUUUACAAGCAUGCUGGCAACAUCAAAGAAGCUGCUCAGUGGAUGGACGAGGCCCAGGCUCUGGACACCGCCGACAGAUUCAUCAACUCCAAGUGUGCUAAGUACAUGCUGAAGGCCGGCAUGGUGAAAGAGGCAGAGGAAAUGUGCUCCAAGUUCACUAGGGAGGGAGCGUCAGCAGUGGAGAACCUGAACGAGAUGCAGUGCAUGUGGUUCCAGACAGAGUGUGCACUCGCUUACAAGUCCAUGAACAAGUUUGGGGAUGCCCUCAAGAAGUGCCACGAGAUUGAAAGGCAUUUUGUGGAGAUCACGGACGACCAGUUUGAUUUCCACACCUACUGCAUGCGGAAGAUGACGCUACGCUCCUACGUGGACCUACUGAAGCUGGAGGACGUGCUGCGAAUGCAUCCCUUCUACUACAAGGCUGCCACCAGCGCCAUCCAGAUCUACCUGAGCCUGCACGACAAUCCGCUGACUGACGACAGCAAGGAGUUGCAGGCCGACACCGCUAACCUCUCGGACAAAGAACUGAAGAAGCUGAGGAACAAGCAGCGGAGAGCCCAGAAGAAGGCCCAGCUAGAGGAGGAGAAGAAGAUUGCUGAAAAGGAGAAGCAGCUUAAGAACCAGAAGAAGAAGAAGGAGGAUGAUGAUGAGGAGAUCGGCGGGCCUAAGGAGGAGCUAAUACCUGACAAGCUGGUCAAGGUAGAAAAUCCACUGGAGGAAGCUGUCAAGUUCCUGAUGCCUCUCAAACACCUGGUCAAGGACAAAAUCGACACGCACCUAAUGGCCUUCGAGAUCUACUUCAGGAAAGAAAAAUACCUGCUGAUGCUCCAAUCCGUGAAGAGGGCGUUGGCCAUUGACCCAGACCACCCAUGGUUACACCAGUGUCUAGUACGCUUCUUUAAAGGAGUGUCUGACAGCACGGAGCUGCCGGAGACGGUCAGGACGGUUCUGAAGCAGGAGAUCACCCGGCUGUUCGGAGACAGCAACGCAACGAGCUUCAACCAGGCUUACCUCACCAAGCACUCCAACUCCAUACCACACCGACUGGCUGCUGCUAAGAUGAUGGUGUAUCUGGACUCAUCGACGGAAACAAAGGCGACAGAGCUGGCCACUGCACUAGAUGAGUCGCUCAACAACAGAACCAUACAGAUCUGCACAGAGGUCCUGGAUUGUCUCCGAGGCGGCCUGCUGGGCGACUGUAAGGAGCAUGCAGAGUCGUACCGUGCAGAGUGUCACAAGCUUUACCCCUACACGUUAGCUUUCACACCUCCCGGGUAUGAGGAGAACACAAAGAUCGCCAACGGAGAUGUCUCCACGGAGACGGAAGAGCUAGCCAACGAGAUGUGAGCAUGCUACAGAUCAACAGCGGAUGACAAAAGGAAUUGGGCCGAGCACUGAGCCUUGUGGUACGCCUGGCAGCCAUUUUGUUAAGAGCCAGUCACAGGAAGCGAAAAUGGGUGUUACAUUCUUUUGGCUCCGCUUAAAUUGGGUCUGGCAUGGCCUGGCUCUCCCACUUGGUGAAAAUCAGGACUGUGUGUGCGCGUGUGUGUGUGUGUUGAGAGCAUGUGUGCGGUUGUGUAUAUUUGUGGGAAAGAGGGGGGGAAGAGAAAGAUAACAGAAUGGCCAUUUUACUUCUUUUUUUCUUUUUUAAAUAAAGCUGACAACCAAGCUGAGUAGGAAAAUACACUUUAGUUAUUGGCAAACUGUCUGGAGAAACCGCGAUGGACUGACAUGGACUGCCGGUUUUCCUCGAUGAUCAAUAACGGUUCCCCUUAUUUUAAAAAGGUUAUUUAAAUUUUAAAAGGACACAGCUGUCACUGGGGGACAGGAGACUGAGCUGAGUGGAUCUGAUCUCUGACAGAUCUGUAGGAAGCUGAGCAGGAAGAGUUACUGAGGAACAGAAGUACACACCGAGGACAUCCAGCGACCACACGCCAAUCUGCUGUAACGCUCCAGUAACCGCCGAUCUCCGCCGAUCUACAAGUGGCAGUGCAAUGGAGUGAGUGAGGAAGCCUGAUCUCUGCAGAGGCCCGGCACAAAGAACGUCACCGCACAUGUUUUUGUUCUGUUUUUUUUGGUCAGACUGUGCUUUCGCUCCUGGUUAAACUUCGGAAAUUGUUCCCUGUCUGUUCAUAUGGAGCAUAUUUAAAAACUCUAGGUUGUGUGGAGUGCUCCUUUUCAAAUACACUGCUGUUCUAACAUUCUAACAAGUUCUGAGAGUUGGAUAGAUCUAAGCAAUACCGUAGACACCUUCCUGUCCAUAAUGGAUCAAAUAAACGUAUUAUUGAUGAUAAUCAUUUGUAGAUCUGGUUGAAGUGAUUCCACUGAGCCUCCUGGCAGAGUCACUUGUGGUGUUGCUGUUGUCACUGUUAGAAAUGGUUUUAUCUGCAUGCACACAGGGAUUCUAUCACUUAGAGCGGGAACUCUGCUAGUUAAAAUUGCUCCAAGAGGUCAGAGUUCAGCAUCCAGGCCCGUUUCCCAAGGUGACGGAAGUGAACAGGUUACAAGGCAAGUAAACGUCUGAGCAUCUGAAAUUUGUUGUUUUACUUUUUCUUUUUCCCCCCCAAUAAUCUCUUUUCUUCCCCUUUUUCCUCUAAUUUGGGUUCUAAUGUGAAAGAUGAAAUCUGAGAUGGCGAUGUAUGAUAUCUGGAUUUUUGUAUUAAAACCAAACGAAAGAAAAAAACAA
This is a messenger RNA of Trematomus bernacchii (emerald rockcod), 3934 nucleotides long. RefSeq names its product N-alpha-acetyltransferase 15, NatA auxiliary subunit b (gene naa15b). Bases 1 to 2595 code for a protein of 864 amino acids. Gene Ontology annotation, biological process: N-terminal peptidyl-methionine acetylation. Gene Ontology annotation, molecular function: protein-N-terminal amino-acid acetyltransferase activity; protein binding. Gene Ontology annotation, cellular component: NatA complex; cytoplasm. NCBI's taxonomy places the organism in Eukaryota, Metazoa, Chordata, Actinopteri, Perciformes, Nototheniidae. The record is from RefSeq and is a predicted model, not a curated record. The transcript is spliced from 20 exons.